Messenger RNA from Pseudoliparis swirei, 963 nucleotides. RefSeq names its product required for drug-induced death protein 1-like. The record is from RefSeq and is a predicted model, not a curated record. The coding region runs from base 325 to 669 and encodes 114 amino acids. The transcript is spliced from 3 exons. NCBI's taxonomy places the organism in Eukaryota, Metazoa, Chordata, Actinopteri, Perciformes, Liparidae.
UCUGGAGGAGGUGAGGAGGUGAGGAGGACUGUACUGGAGGAGGUGAAGAGGCGAGGAGGUGAGGAGGUCUGGAGGAGGUGAGGAGGACUGUACUGGAGGAGGUGAGGAGGUGAGGAGGAGGUGAGGAGGUCUGGAGGAGGUGAGGAGGCGAGGAGGUGGUGAGGAGGAGUUGAGGAAACAAAGACAAUUCCACAUUCUUCUCCUAAUCCCACUUCCUGUUUCCCUUCGGGCGAGUAAUACAGUUUGACUCCUCCUCGCUCCAAAGGUCCUCCUGCCUCGAAGAGGAGGAACAAGUCCGGCAGACGAGGAGGAGGAGGAGGAGGGAUGGGAGCGCAGGAGAAGGAGGAGGACGCGGCUCCUCCGGCGGAGAAGAAGGAGAAGCAGAAACACUCCAAGGAGGUGUUCUUCUCCAUGCUGCCGGAUCGAUACGAGCCUCUGAUCGAGGAGGAGGAGACGCCAGAGGAGAGGAGGAGGAGGAAGGAGGAGAAGAAGAGGAGGAAGAAGAAGAAGCACAAGAAGUACAGGAAGAACGUGGGCAAGGCGCUGCGCUUCAGCUGGAGCUGCCUGGUGCUGGGCCUGCAGAGCCUGGCCUCCGCCUACUCCACCCCCCUCUCCGCCGUGUCCGUCGUGGUGGCGGAGGUCCACCGCACCGCCGGCCGCAAAGCAUGAUGGGACGUGUGGCCGCAGGACGUUGUUCUGGCUUUCAUAGAAGUUCAUUCCGUACACUCAGAGGAAUAAAAUACUUUUCAAAGGUGUUCUUAGGUUUUUUUUGCAGUAUUUAAAUAUAUUUAUAUGUAUAUAUAUAUAUAUACAUAUAAAUAUAUUUAUAUAUGCCUCCUUUGUAUUUUAUGUUUCUAAGACAGAUUAUGUGCCAUAAACUUUACAUUCUGUUGUUAUUUCUGUGAAACAUAUUCUCCCUGGUUUUUAUAUCUGUGUAAUAUUAUAAAUGUACUCGUGAACGUU